Molecule: messenger RNA, 1339 nt
Organism: Homarus americanus (American lobster)
Lineage: Eukaryota; Metazoa; Arthropoda; Malacostraca; Decapoda; Nephropidae
Product: glutamate [NMDA] receptor subunit 1-like
Exons: 8
Coding region: 23-1129 (368 amino acids)
Cellular component (GO): membrane
Molecular function (GO): ligand-gated monoatomic ion channel activity
Source: RefSeq, a predicted model, not a curated record
GUACCUGGUGCCAAAUGACAGCAUGUUUGGUGACCUCCUCGAUAACGGCACCAUCACAGGACAAGUGGCACUCCUCAACCGCUCUGAGGCAGAUCUGUCGGGGUUGCUCUCCAUUACCAGCGGCCGGGUGGGUGUGGUGGACUUCAGCGAACCACUCUUUGUGGACGAGUUCAUUAUAGCGCAUCUACGGCCAGUCAUCGGUUCGGACAUGGCUGGUUUCGUAAAGCCCUUUAACCACUGGAUGUGGGUCCUGGUGUUCCUAAGUAUCAUCGCGAUCUUCGUCGCCAUCUUCCUCACGCUCUGGGGACACUGCACCUUCAUUCCACUGACAAGAGGUCCAGUUGUUGAGGAUACUGAUGGUGAUUUUGUGUGGUACGCUGAGAGGUCUUUCAUGUGGACUGUGGCCAUUUUGCUGUGUCAGAGUCUCCCGAAUGAGCCGAAGAGCGUGUCGGUGCGUGUGGUGGUGGGUCUGUGGCUGCUGGUGUCGUUUAUCCUGGGUAGUGUCUAUCGCUCCAACCUCAAGGCCAUGUUGAUUCUGCCCAAGAUCGUCCUGCCCUUUGACAACCUGGCCGAACUACGCGACUCUCAGAUACCUCUUUUUGUCACGGAGUCUACCCAUAUUCAUCGAGCAAUUGUAGAAGCCAACGUUAACAGCUCCUUGGCCCAGGUGAGAGGUCAGACCUACUGGCACGUAGACCAAAAUAAAGCCAUCGCGGACUUGUAUGCUGGCCGCCACGCCGCCGCCGCAAUAGGAGCUUCGGCAAAGUCCAUCACCCAUUCUUACUUCUCCAAGACAGGUCAUUGUAACGUAUACGUGAUGUCGGGUGACGUUCUUCCGGGAAUCAGCCAGUCUCUCGCUUUCCCCAAGGGGUCAACACUCAAGCCUAAAGUCGAUAAUGUCAUUCGUAGGCUGAAGGAGUCGGGUAUUCUGGAUUACCUCUUCCUGCAGUCUGUCUUCAAUUCCACCGAGUGUCUCAAGCCCUUCAAUACCGCCGCCGUCACCUCCAGUGAUCUCCGCAGCCUCGAUUUAGGAGACUUUUACGGCGUCCUCUCCCUCUAUGCUGCGGGUAUCGUGGUAGCGGGGUUGACCUUCGUGCUGGAGAAGCUGUUGGGUCGCGGGAGACAGUAGGGGUAGGUGGAUGUUGGUGCGGUCAGCUGGUUAACAUUGACCUACCACAUGUCUCUUGUCUCAGAUGGUUGACACUCGUCUGCCCUCACCAAUCACUGACACGGAGACCUGUGAAGCAGCUUAGUUUGUUGUCCUGAUAUAAAUACAUUAUUAUUAUUAUUAUUAUUAUUAUUAUUAUUAUUAUUAUUAUUAUUAUUAUUAUUAUUAUUA